GCUGAUGCCAAUAAAUUUUAAAAAGAAGAGAAAAUCCAUGUAACUGUAACAUGUAACCUUAAACCUAAUUAAAAAAGUUUGAAUCAAGUAAGAGAAUUUAUCUAUAUCUUUGCAUCAAUUCGAUUUAUGAAUUUUUAUUCGCAAGUCUUCAUUCAAAAUGUUGAAUACUGUUCAAGGUUUUAAAGUGCUACGUUUGAUUUUCUCAGCUGAAAGUACAAGUAGUCAUGACAUUCUAAUAAAAGAACAUUCAAUAAGAACUAAAGAUGAAAGCAAACCUCUUGGACAGACCCUUUUUGUAUUGAAUGUGCCUCCUUAUGCAACUGAAGCAGGAUUAAAGAAUGCUUUUUCUCCACCUGGCAAAAUUACAAGGGUAAUUAUAGAAGAAAUUGAGCAAAGUCAUUCGAAUAGGAACGGCUUCAAAAAGGCUUUCAUAGUAUUCAAUAAACGGGAAUACCUCCUUAAAGCAUUAUGCCUGAAAACACUGAAACCUAUGUCACCAACAGAGAGGCCUCUGAAAGUAGGAUUAGAGAAGUGGAUAGAGGAGUACAAUUCUAGUAUAUGUGAUCCCGAAGAACUCCAAAAGAGGGUAACUAACUAUAUGAAGCAAUAUGAUAAAAAAGAAAUUAAAUCCCAAAAGGUGGAAGUAGUGGACGAUGAAGGGUGGACAGUAGUGACAAAAGGUGGGCGAAAACCAGGCAUAGCAAGAAAGGAGAGUGUGGAAAAUAAAUUGGUCUCAAAAGGAUCAAAGAAAAAAGAAUUGAAAAACUUUUAUAGUUUUCAAAUAAGAGAAUCUAAAAUGAAAAAUAUAGCAACCCUCAGGAAGAAUUUUGAGGAGGCAAAGAGUAAGGUUAUUCAAAUGAAAAAUGCUAGGAAAUUCAAACCUUAUUAAGUUUCUUUCUUAUUCUAGAGGACUCCUUUUGUUUUUAUUAAAAUAUUUUUUUAAGAUAGGAAAGUAUCUGUGAUGUUUUUUUUUAUAAGAAAAGGAAAAAUAUAUGAAAGCACAGAAAGAUCAGCAUUUUUUAUCAUGGAAUAUUUCAAAAGGGUUUGUGUUCCUAAUCUGCAGUUUUUCAAUAUUAGGUGACCGAGAAGCAUCGUUUUUUUUUUUUUGAAAGUAUAACAAAAUUUAUUACAUUAUUGAAUUACAUUUAAGGUAGGUGAUUCUCAAGAAAUUUCUUACAUUUUUGAGUUUGAAAAUAAGUUCAUAUAUUUUUAUUUCUUUUCUAUAUUGACAUUCUCUUGACAUCCAUGUCACUUAUUAAGCAGGAGAUAAUAGUACAGGAGAGAUAUAACAGUCACCCCUACUUAUUUAAAACGGUACAACAUAUUUGAAAUUAUAAGAGUGGAACUAUCAAAUUUUGUUGACAAUAACUCCUGUGAACAAAAGAAAAUUUUUAAUGAAAACUUUAUAUUAGAUAUUCUCAGAGUCUACGCAGGCUUGCGCCUUAAUCUUACAGAUUGUCUAGAAGUAGCGCUGAUUUCACCUGCGAAAACAGAAGCAAGGAAAUCGGUUGGAAGAUGUUGAUGAUUCAUAUUCUCAUUUCGGGGUUUCGAUGUGCCUUUUCAUAGUUCUAAUACAGUCUAAUUUGGGAAUGUAAUGCCCGUUACUAAGUUUCUCUUUUAUUUCACCAAAUUUACAUACAUUCUUGUUAUUUGUGAAAAGUUGAGUCUGAUCUCUCUCCCCUACUUGAUAUGAUCGUGUAGGAUGCAAUGCUGCAAUUGAAAAAUGAAAGCAGUGCCUAAUGGAAGUUUUUUUCAUUAAUUUUAAUCAAAAGCGUUCAUAACUGAAAAUUUAAAUAGUUCGUUCAUCGUCAAAAUUGUGAGUCAAAAUCCAGGUUAUUAAAAAAACAACCUUAAAAUGUGGUUGGGGCAUAUUGAAUUCAUAUAUUGACACCUUUUCAAAUGUUCUCAUAAUGUAAUAACUAAAUAAAAUUAUAAUAAAUUCCUUGGUUAUUU
Molecule: messenger RNA, 1953 nt
Organism: Leptinotarsa decemlineata (Colorado potato beetle)
Lineage: Eukaryota; Metazoa; Arthropoda; Insecta; Coleoptera; Chrysomelidae
Product: ribosomal RNA-processing protein 7 homolog A
Biological process (GO): ribosomal small subunit assembly; rRNA processing
Cellular component (GO): UTP-C complex; CURI complex
Molecular function (GO): RNA binding
Source: RefSeq, a predicted model, not a curated record